AUGGCGGGUUUUGGCGACUUCACCUUCAUCUGCGAGAACGCGCCGCUGCCACUGUGCGCCUCGGUCGGUCCGCAGCUCGCGGGCGUCAACCACGUCGGCAUUGAGCCGUCGUGCUACGCGCGCAACAUCGAGCUUGCCAACACCAUCAUCUUCGAGGGCGCCGCGGCGGCCACGCACAUCUUUGCGCUCUUCAUGACGGUCGUCAUGAUCCUGCACGUGCGCUCCAAGUUCACCGCCGUGGGCCGCCGCGAGAUCUUGACGUUCUUCUACCUGUAUAUGCUGCUCUCCUUCUUCUCGCUUGUUGUCGACGCGGGCGUGGUGCCGCCGGGCUCCGCGCCGUAUCCGUACUUUGUCGCGCUGCAGAGCGGCCUCGCGAGCGCGCUCGUCACCUGCCUGCUGAUCAACGGAUUCGUCGGGUUCCAGCUGUACGAGGACGGCACGCCGCUGUCGGUGUGGCUGCUGCGCGUGUGCUCGCUGGCCGCGUUCGCCAUCACCUUCCUGGUCGCGAUCGGCACGUUCAAGGGCUGGGCGGGCCUCUCGCCGACGAACACGAUCGGCCUGUUCGUCGUGCUGUACCUGCUCAACGCGAUUCAGCUGUUCGUAUACGUGGUGAUGCAGGUGCUGCUCGUCACGCGCACUCUGCAGGACCGCUGGCCGCUCGGCGACAUCGCCUUUGGAGUCUUCUUCUUCGUCGUUGGCCAGGUCAUGCUCUACGCGUUCUCGGCCAAGCUGUGUCUCGUCAUCAGCCACUACCUGGAUGGCCUGUUCUUCGCCACCGUCUGCAACCUUCUCGGAGUGAUGAUGGUGUACAAGUACUGGGAUUCCAUCACAAAGGAAGACCUCGAGUUCUCUGUGGGCACACGCAUGAACAACUGGGAGGUGAAGGAGCUACUCCCCGAGGAGGAUCGCCGCGCUACCAUGUACAUGGAUGAUCCGUACGCGCAGACGACAGCCUACGACAUGCCGUACUCACCCACUCCACGCUAUUCGGCAAAGUACUAG
Molecule: messenger RNA, 1002 nt
Organism: Cordyceps fumosorosea ARSEF 2679
Lineage: Eukaryota; Fungi; Ascomycota; Sordariomycetes; Hypocreales; Cordycipitaceae
Product: Chitin synthase III catalytic subunit
Exons: 2
Coding region: 1-1002 (333 amino acids)
Biological process (GO): protein folding
Cellular component (GO): endoplasmic reticulum membrane
Source: RefSeq, a predicted model, not a curated record